GUCGGUGGCUUCUUCAGCUAAUUGUCAUGGGGCAGUCAACAAUGAAGACAAAAUUUACUCUAUUGAUAUUAUUUUUCAUCUCUGGAGCUGUCAAAUCGGCGUCCCUCCAGUGUAAGGAUGAGGACGGCCUUGAUGUUGAUUGGUACGUGUUGUACAAAUUACCGAAAAUAGCGGAGAGUUCAGAGGCUCUGGUGAAGCAAGGACUAGGAUAUUUGUACAUAACAAGUAAAAGUGUGGGUGGUGGGUGGAAAUUAUCGGCGGAAAGUAUUGGAUCGCCAAAAUCUAUUCCCGGAAGAACCCUGGCACCUCUUUAUGAUAACAAUGUAGCUAAACAAAAGGCGUGGAUUCUGUACAACGAUCAUCCACCAGACAGGACCGCAGGAGGUGCUAAAUACGGUCAUACAAAAGGUGUCGUAAUGGGAGACAACACCGAUGGUUUUUGGCUGGUGCACAGUGUCCCCAGAUAUCCCCCAGUACCAACGACCGGUUCAGCAGGUAAAUGUCCAUAUUCAAUUGGUGAUCUCUGCAAGAAGUUCUUCAGUAUGCUUGCCCCAACGAAACCUGAAUAUUCCUACCCCUCCACCGGGCAGAAUAACGGCCAGAGUUUCCUCUGCAUAUCGGUAAACGCAGACCAGAGAACUCCCAUCGCCGAUCAGCUCAUCUUCAACGAGAUCAAUACCUUCAGGUACCACGUGCCUGAUUCCCUGAAGAGCUCGUACUCCAUGUUCCUGAAGGCUGCGGAGGAACCCCACAUGCCGCAACUAGAAGGUGGAGCACCAAAACUCAAGGAAAUUUUCUCUCGUGGUGGACAGAAGUUCCUGUCAUUCGCAACAGCCAAACACUGGCAGCAAGAUAUUUAUUGGAAUUGGGUUGCUCCAUAUUUAAAUUCAGACAUGUACGUGACUUCGUGGCAGAAGGGCUCAGGUACCAAAUUAGUGACAAAUUGCGAAGGAAAACAUAUUUACAAUGUGAAGAGUGUCAAGCUGGGAACCCCCGGUUUUAAGACAUUUGAAUUCAGAACUACGAAAGAUCAUUCCAAGUGGGCGAUAGGAGAGAAUCACCGCAAUAUGUUAUUCUACGUGUGUGUAGGAGACGUUAACAGAAUGCGCUCUCAAACUGAAAGAGGCGGUGGCACCGUCUGCUUACAAUCCAGAGAUCUCUGGAGACACUAUAAAAAUGCCAUCGCCGAGGUUGAAGCAUGUCCCAAGCCAUCGGGCUAAUUUUUACAACUUCUAUUAAUUAAUAAUUAAUUAAGUCUC
Fopius arisanus is the source of this 1259-nucleotide messenger RNA. Its product is annotated as plancitoxin-1. The record is from RefSeq and is a predicted model, not a curated record. Bases 27 to 1220 code for a protein of 397 amino acids. The transcript has 7 exons. Gene Ontology annotation, biological process: apoptotic DNA fragmentation. Gene Ontology annotation, molecular function: deoxyribonuclease II activity. Lineage: Eukaryota; Metazoa; Arthropoda; Insecta; Hymenoptera; Braconidae.